Messenger RNA from Trypanosoma conorhini, 543 nucleotides. RefSeq lists its product as uncharacterized. The record is from RefSeq and is a predicted model, not a curated record. The annotation marks the transcript as partial. The transcript has a single exon. NCBI's taxonomy places the organism in Eukaryota, Euglenozoa, Kinetoplastea, Trypanosomatida, Trypanosomatidae.
GAGGCGGCAUCGCCGCGGCGGGGUCUGUUUGGCGCGGCGGCGGGGGGUGCCUGGGCGCGCGAGGAGGGGGAGGGGGGAGGGGGCCGGUUCCGUCGCAGACGCGUUUCCGCGUCGCGGCAGGGCGGGGGCACCGCUGUCGCAGAAAUUGGGGCCGUCGUUGUGCGUGCCGCGCGGGCGGCGCCGAAGAAGCGGAGGAGCCGCGGGGGCGAGCACGUGAUGGCCGCGGCGCGCUUUCGAGGCGCGAGGGCGCAUGUCGCGGAGUUUCAGCGGGUGCGCGGCGUCGAGGCGUGUGGGCGGAGGCCACUUCCCCCCCUUUCCCGUCAGUCCCCACGUUGCCAGGGACGCGGCUCACUCUGCUGGCGCUGGGGCUGCGGCCCGCAUAAGUGUUGUCCCGGGCAAUGUGGCCCCCUGUCCGCUGCAACGCAUCGAUGCUGCUUUGCUUCUUCUUCUUCUUUUGUUUGUGCCAAGAAGCGACAGGGGCAGGGCGACGCGCAGCAGCAAUGGGGCUUCCGAGGUGGGCAGUCAACACCCUCGUUGGGGUGA